Molecule: messenger RNA, 1573 nt
Organism: Ruditapes philippinarum (Manila clam)
Lineage: Eukaryota; Metazoa; Mollusca; Bivalvia; Venerida; Veneridae
Product: protein lin-37 homolog
Exons: 6
Coding region: 108-887 (259 amino acids)
Biological process (GO): negative regulation of transcription by RNA polymerase II
Cellular component (GO): transcription repressor complex; Myb complex
Source: RefSeq, a predicted model, not a curated record
CGACAACGUCCGUGCGUUAAUUUUUCAUUGACGACAUAUUAGCCUUGUUCUUUUUGAAAACAACAACAACAAUUGCUGUGAAUUUUUUCUCAAAUAAUUAAUGAACUAUGUAUUUGUCGACAAAGGCAAAACCUGGUAGAAGUCUCUAUACCAAAGAGGUGAGCAAUGCAAGAACACGGUUAGAUGCCACCUUACAAUUACUGGUGGACAAAAAAGAUGAAAGUGCUGAAAGCACUGCAGAGAGUGAUGAUGAGCCAGAUAUUCAGUUACCAAUUAAUGUACCAGUUGUUAGAAGUAGUGGAUCCCCGGCAGCGUCGCCAGUGAAGCGCCUCAUCCCCAGUAGCUCACAGAGAUCAAAGAAAAGAAAACGUAAACAUGAUAGCAUGGAUGCCACUGACGCAGGGUCAAAAUAUCAUCAUACAACUUAUAUCAUGAAGUUAUUUGACCGAAGCGUUGAUCUAGCACAGUUUAAUGAAAACACACCAUUAUAUCCCAUUGCACGAGCAUGGAUGAAGGACAAUUCUGCCACCGACGAGGCAGAGUCUUCACAAGGAGAAAGUAGUGCCGAUGAAAAGGAUGACCCAACUAAUGUGUUCAAGAUGCCCACACCAAUCAAGCUGAAGUUUGAACGAGGAGUUGGUUACCAAGACACGAGAAUACCACCACCUAUUCUGUCCAAUGAUGCACCUUUAGAUAUUCACAAGGAUCCUGACCUAGGCCCAGCACCGGAGGAGCUUUUAUUACGUCACAUGGCACGAUGGAAGAAUAUCCGACAGUCGUGGAUUAACGCAGCACGAAUAAAUGAACUCAAAUAUAACAAUAGUAUAGUGAUACUGAAAGACAUGUUUGAGAGGAACUUGCAGUCACAAGAAUCGUCCCAGGAAUGAUCAGUAUAUUGUGUAGUGACGUACAAACAUGUAUGAAAGUUAUAGAAAAAAAAUAAGGCAUGUUUAUUUCAGUAAGCAUUCAUUUCUUAACUCCUUACAAACUUCAGUACAGGAUUAGCAUCUUAGCUAUUGCAAAUAAGCAUGUUUUAUUACAUAAACAUUGUGAAUGGUACACGUAGCCAUUUUGAAUGUUAUUACACAAUCUAUAUGUUCUCUUACAUGAAAGAAAUGGUAGCGCUUUUAGCAACUGCUCUUAGCCAUGUGUUCAUAUGGUCUAAAAGUUAAAAUGGUUAAACAGUGCAAUAUGAAUUAAAAUCAUUACAUAUUUUGACAUGUCUUAUAAAAUCACUAUUUUAAGACAGUUUCAAGAUAAAUCAUGUAAUGUAAGGAAUAUCAAGAAGCCUGAUAAUGUUUUACAUUAUCAUCUUAUCAUUAUAUUAGUUUAAACAUAUUUUAUGUUUAUGUUAUCAUUAUAUUGAUGUUCCAUCAACUUUAUGGUUUAUGGAUUUUGUACAUGGAUGUUUUUUCUGAGCCACAAUGAAAUUUAUGGUUUAAGUUAAUAAGUUUAUAUUGUUUGUUAACAAUUUUUGUCAGUGAGCUUUGUUUGUAAUCAAUUUUGAUCAUUUUACUUAAUUUCUGAAAUACAUAACAAUAUAACAAUGUAUUAAAGAUAUUUGUACAUUUGU